AUGUCGCAGACCAUUGAGCCCGCAUGGGAACGAGAGGACAAGUACCACGCGUCCUUCCUCACCCAGCCCGAUGAAGCACUCGAGUACGCCGUCAAGAACAGCGACGCGAAUGAGCUCGACACCAUCGCCGUCACCGCCCUGCAAGGAAAAUAUCUCAACCUGCAGGCGCGUGCCAUUGGCGCGAAGCGGGUCCUCGAGCUCGGGACACUCGGAGGAUACUCGACCAUCUGGCUCGCGCGCGCGCUUCCGGACGACGGCGAGCUGAUCACCUGCGAGUACGAGCCCAAGCACGCGCGGGUCGCGGGGGAGAACAUCGCGUACGCCGGCCUUUCCUCAAAAGUCAAAAUCCUCGUCGGCCCCGCGGCGGACUCGCUCGCGAAGCUGGACCCCGCGAGAAAGUUCGACUUGGCCUUCAUCGACGCGGACAAGGCGGGGUACCCGGUGUACCUCGAGUAUUGCAAGACACUGGUGCGCAAGGGCGGCGUAAUCAUUGUGGAUAACACCGUUCGGCAGGGACGCGUCAGCGACAUGUCGUUCCAAGACGAGAACUCGAAGGGCGUCAGGAAGAUGCUAGAGGACUUGAAGAACAGCACUGAGUUCGAGGCAACGACCCUCCAAACUGUGGGCGAGAAGGCGUGGGAUGGGUUCACGUACGUGCUGCGCUUGUAG
This is a messenger RNA of Gloeophyllum trabeum ATCC 11539, 669 nucleotides long. RefSeq names its product S-adenosyl-L-methionine-dependent methyltransferase. The transcript has 3 exons. Gene Ontology annotation, molecular function: S-adenosylmethionine-dependent methyltransferase activity; O-methyltransferase activity. NCBI's taxonomy places the organism in Eukaryota, Fungi, Basidiomycota, Agaricomycetes, Gloeophyllales, Gloeophyllaceae. Bases 1 to 669 code for a protein of 222 amino acids. The record is from RefSeq and is a predicted model, not a curated record.